GCCUCUGUGCUGAGCACAGUGGGUCCUGCUCUUGGCUGGGGCUUCACCUCUGCGAGUGACAGACAUGAUUCUCUCCUCACGCCUGUCUCCUCCCUCUCCAGAGCUUGUGAGAGCCUGCAAAGAGACGCUGUCUUCUGCAGCUUCGGGAUCCCAGCAGCAAUGAGAGUCUGAUGGACUGUAAAUGCACCUGCUUUGUUUAAAACCCAGCCAAACAGAUAAGUGCACUUUUAAUUACCUCCAAACGGUGCUUUAGACGUAGCUGUGCACAGCAUCUCUCUGCAAUUUGCUCUCACUUGCUGAGGCUCUGUGUUUCACCCCUGCCAAUGAAUGCUGUGCAGGUCUCAUUUCAGCUGAGAAACACCAGACCAGAUGGGUAUUCAGCAUUCAGGUAAUUCAUUGGUGUCUGAGGAGCUGCAGCUCAGGGGUUGGGAGGCUCCCAGGGGUCUUCCAGAGCAGCCCUGGGAGGUUUUGGGACUCUUGGAGCAGCUCUGUGGGAGCAGAGGAGGCUGAUGUGACCCAUCUGAGCCUUAAGGAGUCCUAUGGGACUCAUUAGAGGUUUAAUAACUAAACUUGGCUGGUUUGAUUGAGAGGAGGCUUGUGCAGGCUUGGCACAAUCUCAGAGAAACCAGCUCAUGCUGCUGGCAGGAGAAAGGGCUUUCUGCAUGUGCUUCUCAUAUGUGUGCAGAGACAGUGAUGACUCUGCUUCCAGGUGGGAAAAGAGCUGGGGAUGGGGGAGAAAAGACCUUGGUUUCACUGAGUUUACACAGGGCAUGCAAAGAAAAAAUAUUGUGGGUGAUUGGUAAGAAUUGUCCCCUCAAAGUUAGGGGAACCUUUUAAUCUCUCUACCAAGAAAGCAAUUUCUUCUUCUAGAGGUGACCACUGUCUCCUUGUGGACACACCACUGCAAUUGCUCAAUUAUUCAAGAAACCCAUAAAAGAGGGUCUUACCUAAAGUGUAACUGCAUCCAGGGGGCUGGGGCCAAUAUUCACCAAAAUGCAAUUUUAGAAUAAUGAAAAUAAAAGCACUGAAGUGUGUGAGCAUUGUUGGGGAUGCAAGAGCCAAAUUAUCUGCUCCAGACUUGUCUUGCCUGCUCCACCAGGGAUUAAUUACUGGUGUAAAACUUCUACCUUGCUAUUAGGAAAACUGCAGACAGGUUUGCUACAGCAAAUUAGGCUGUAGUAACUGACCUGAAUUCGCCUUACCUGCCUAAGCAAAAGGUGAGUUUCUUGGUGAAGCUGUUGAUUUAGGGGUGAUAGAGAGACACAGGAGAGACAAGGAGGGGAAGUGGGAGGGUGCUGCAGUUUGUGAAAACUAAAUCUGGAUCAACUCAUGAUCCCUGAAGUGUCUGAAGUUCCUUCUUUUCUAGGAAAAACUUCACUGCUGCUGUUCUUACCAAGGAAUUUUUGAUAUUAAUAGAAGAAAUGGCACAUCUGUUAGUAAUGACUCAGCUCUCUUACAAUUGUAAACAGUACUUAUUCCUGACUCUUUAAUACUUUGAAAGCUUGACACUAUAUUGAGAUAAUGCAUAAAAUGGAGCUCUAGUGAGAAAAUCAGGGCUAAUUCAUUCAGCAAGUGUGGAUAGGAAAUUUAAAAAGCUUAAAUCCUCUCUGUGAACCAACUAAUGCAGCUUAAUGUUUUUCUAACCUCAAAGAUUCUCAAGGUAUUGAUUGUUAGUUGGCAACUUUAAACCUGUUUUCUGCCAGUUUAAAUCUGUUUUCUGAAAUCAAUGUAUCCCCAUAUUAAAUCCCAUGAAAUUAACCCUAGGCUGGCCAGUUCCAGUCUGGGAAAUCUGGCAUUACUCAAAGUCAAAUUUGGGAAUCAUCCUGAGGUGUGGCUGGCAUGCAACAUGUAAAGCUCUGUGCUGCCUGGAAGAAGAAGAAGCAGAAAACACUUAAAGUGUUUUUUGGGAGCUGUGCUGAUAAGAGGGAUGAUACCAAGGGUGUUCUAUGCACCUGUGGUUUAACUGGUACUUCCUGCAGCUGAGCAGAACAGAUUCAACAGGCACUGAAAAAAACCAAAUUUGUCCAGAAAAGCAGAUCCUUGAAUCCCUAACUCCUUGUCUUACAGGUGAGCCUUGAGGACACUUGGGACACUGUGGCUUCUGAAUGUGGGACAUUUCCCUGUGAUUAGAAGAAAGCUAUGGGGAAAGAGAAGAAAGAAGAGGCAAUCUUCCUGAGGAAAAAGAUAACUCUGCUGAGAGCUUUCUCACUGCUCAUUGGCAGCAUGGUGGGCAGUGGCAUCUUCAUUUCCCCCAAGGGAGUGCUGCAGAACUCUGGCAGUGUGGGAUUCUCCCUGGUUGUCUGGUUCUCCUGUGGGCUCCUCUCCAUGUUUGGUGCCUUGAGUUAUGCAGAGCUUGGAACAAGAAUCACCAAGUCUGGAGGACAUUACAUCUACAUUUUGGAGACUCUAGGGCCUCUGCCAAGCUUCUUAUUCCUGUGGGCAGAGUUUUUUGCUAUCAGGCCUGCCAACAGUGCUGUGGUUUCCCUGGCAUUUGGGCGCUACAUGCUGGAGCCUUUCUUCGCCCCCUGUGCUGCCCCUGUCCCUGCAGUGAAGCUUGUGUCUCUCCUGGGCUACUACAUGGUCCUGACCCUCAACUCCUGGAGUGUCACCUGGAGUGCACGGCUGCAGACGGCGCUCUCCGUGGUCAAACUCCUGGCUCUGGCACUCAUCAUCGUGCCAGGGAUGAUGCUGCUGGCCCAGGGGCACACCGAGAACUUCCAGGAUGCUUUUGACCGGCAGUCGCUGGUGUUGGACAAGCUCCCCCUGGCUUUCUAUGCAGGCAUGUUCGCCUACUCCGGCUGGUUUCAGACCAGCUUUGUGCGGGAAGAGUUGGUCAAACCUGAACGAAAUAUCCCCCUGGCUGUCAUCGUGUCUGUGAUCACGGUAAUUGUGGGGUACAUGCUCACCAACGUCUCCUAUUACACAGUCCUGGGAACACAAGAUGUUCUGGCCUCUCCUGCCGUGGCUGUGAGUUUUGUGCAGCGAGCCUUCAAAAGCCUCAUCUCCGUGGUCCCUGUCCUUGUUGCACUGUCCUGCUUUGGAACCAUGAAUGGAGGAAUCUUCACAUUUUCAAGGACUCUGUUUGUGGCUUCCAGGGAAGGGCAGUGGCCUCCUCUCUUCUCCAUGAUCCACAUUCGAAGGCACACCCCUCUUCCUGCUGUCAUGCUAAUGUUCCCUUUGGUCACUGCCAUGGUGUGCAUUGGAGACAUUUACCAUCUCCUGAACUUCUUCAGCUUUUCCCGAUGGCUCUUCAUAGGAUUGGCCACCCUGGGGCUCAUCGUGCAUCGGCACCGUCACCCCGAGCUGCGCAGCCCCUUCAAGGUUCCCCUGUUUGUUCCUAUCUCUUUUACCAUCAUCUGCCUCUUCACAGUGGCCAUGUCUUUCUACUCAGACCCUGUGAGCAUUAGCAUUGGAUGCACCAUGGUUUUGAGUGGUUUUCCAGUCUACUACCUCAUAAUUCACAGGCAGAUGUCAGCCCGCUGCCGCAACCUCUUCUAUUAUCUUACACACAAACUACAGUUACUGCUGGAAGUUGUCCAACAAGAAAUCAAGACUUACUGAGAAAACCAUCAGGACUCACAGAAGACAAUAAAAAUUCAGUUAGACCAUUUUUGACACCUUUGAUCCUACCAAAAGCAGGCCAUGCUUUUAUUCUUUUUAGUCAGUGCAACUGAGGAUGACUCUGAGCCAAAACCUUGCUGCAAGUGCUCCUGAGCUUGCCAAUCGGGAUCUGUUCCUGCCCUUUUCUUUUUUCCAGAAGAGCAAACCAGUUCUCUGAAA
Oenanthe melanoleuca is the source of this 3780-nucleotide messenger RNA. RefSeq names its product cystine/glutamate transporter-like. Bases 2140 to 3561 code for a protein of 473 amino acids. Gene Ontology annotation, biological process: amino acid transmembrane transport. The record is from RefSeq and is a predicted model, not a curated record. Gene Ontology annotation, molecular function: L-amino acid transmembrane transporter activity. The transcript has 13 exons. Lineage: Eukaryota; Metazoa; Chordata; Aves; Passeriformes; Muscicapidae. Gene Ontology annotation, cellular component: membrane.